This is a messenger RNA of Lotus japonicus, 3055 nucleotides long. RefSeq names its product serine/threonine-protein kinase CTR1-like. The transcript has 16 exons. Gene Ontology annotation, biological process: protein phosphorylation. Gene Ontology annotation, molecular function: protein kinase activity; ATP binding. The record is from RefSeq and is a predicted model, not a curated record. NCBI's taxonomy places the organism in Eukaryota, Viridiplantae, Streptophyta, Magnoliopsida, Fabales, Fabaceae. Bases 209 to 2596 code for a protein of 795 amino acids.
AAAACCUCGCGACUUUGAUUUCUCUCUUUCUCUUUGUGGCACUUCAAUCCCAGAUACAGAAGAAGAUUCAUUCAAUUCAACAAUUCAUAUUCAUAUUCAUAUUCAUAUUCAUAUUCAUUCACUCUAUAGAGAUAAACAAACACACCAACUGUAACAAACAAUGGUGAGUUUUAGGGUUUUGUGAUCACAAAAACGGUUACAGAUUGCGAUGGAAAUGCCUGCUAGAAGGACCAAUUACUCUCUCCUCAGCCAAGUUCCCGACGACCAGUUCACCGCCGCGCCGUCUUCCUCCGGCGACGGAAAACCCACCCGAACUGCCAGGUCCGAUUGGGAGCUCGUCGCCGAUCACAGGGCGGCUCAGCAGGCGAACAAUCGGAUCGGGAGCUUAUUCUCUUCGAGCGGCUUGCAGAGGCAGUCUAGUGGGAGCAGCUUCGGUGAGAGCUCGCUUUCAGGCGGAGGAGAGUUCUACGCUCCGACGCUGGCGGCGAGUGAGGUGGAUGGUGCGUUUGGGUAUUUUCAUGAGGAGGGGAGGAAUAGGUUGGUGGAGGCUCCGGGGAGGGCUAGUGGGUCUUCUGGGAAGAGCUGGGCGCAGCAGACGGAGGAGAGUUACCAGCUGCAGCUUGCUCUUGCGUUGCGGUUAUCGUCGGAUGCUACGUGUGCUGAUGACCCGAAUUUCCUGGAUCAGGCUCCUGAUGAAUCGUCCAUGAGGCUCCCUUUGUCGCCCGAGGCGGUUUCGCAUAGAUUCUGGGUGAAUGGCUGCCUAUCAUACUCCGACAAAAUUCCUGAUGGGUUUUACCUGAUUCAUGGGAUGGAUUCCUAUGUCUGGACUGUGUGCACUGAUCUGCAGGAAAAUGGCCGAAUCCCUUCAGUUGAUACGCUUAAAUCUGUAGAUCCCUGCAUCGAUUCUUCACUUGAAGUAGUUUUGGUGGAUCGACGCAGUGACCCCACCUUAAGAGAACUGCAAAACACAGUUCAUAGCAUUUCUUCUAGCAGCUUAACAACAGCAGAGGUUGUAGAUCACCUCUCCAAACUGGUUUGCAAUCGUAUGGGGGGUUCUACUUCUGUUGGGGAAGAUGACUUGGUUUCUAUAUGGAGGGAUUGCAGUAACGAUCUGAAAGAUUGUUUAGGAUCUGUUGUUGUUCCCAUAGGUAGUCUAUCUGUUGGCCUGUGCAGGCAUCGUGCUAUAUUAUUCAAAGUACUAGCUGAUGCCAUUGGUUUACCUUGUCGGAUCACUAGGGGCUGUAAAUAUUGCAAAAGGGUUGAUGCUUCAUCUUGUCUUGUUCGAUUUGGCCUUGAGAGGGAAUGUCUCGUUGAUUUUAUUGGGAAGCCAGGAUACUUAUGCGAGCCUGAUUCCUUGCUCAAUGGUCCAUCUUCCAUCUCAUUUUCUUCCCCCCUGCGCUUUCCAAGACAUAAUCCAACUGAACCUACCAUUGAUUUCAGGUCACUGGCCAAACAAUAUUUCUUGGACUGUCUGUCCAUUGAGCUUGUCUUUGACAGCAAUUCUGCGGGCACACAUGAUCAAGGUCUUGAGACAUAUGUAUCAUGCAAUCCUCCUCAGAACAUUUUAGACUCAACAACAGUGGGCAAGUAUCCACCGCCUUUAAAGCAGAAGCGUCCUGUUGGUAUGCAAACCUCACUAGCACUAACUAAUGCCAAUGAUGACAUGAUUGAGGGUAGGAGGUUUGUUGAAGGAAGUCUACUGAGACCUAGCAAACCUACUCGAGAAAUUUCCCUUGACAUGGAUGAUUUGGACAUACCGUGGUGUGAUCUUGUGUUAAAAGAGAAAAUAGGAUCAGGUUCUUUUGGAACUGUACACCGUGCUGAGUGGAAUGGCUCGGAUGUCGCCGUGAAAAUUCUGAUGGAACAAGAUUUUCAUGCUGAACGCUUCAAAGAAUUCUUGAGGGAGGUUGCAAUAAUGAAACAUUUGAGACAUCCAAACAUCGUUUUAUUAAUGGGAGCAGUCACUCAACCUCCUAACUUAUCAAUUGUCACUGAAUAUUUAUCAAGGGGUAGCUUAUAUAGGCUGUUGCAUCGACCUGGUGCCAGAGAGGUGUUGGAUGAGAGGCGUAGGAUUGCAAUGGCUUAUGAUGUGGCAAAGGGGAUGAAUUAUCUUCAUAAACGUAAUCCUCCCAUUGUUCAUAGAGAUCUUAAAUCUCCAAACCUUCUAGUUGACAAGAAAUAUACAGUGAAGGUUUGUGAUUUUGGGCUUUCCCGCUUAAAGGCCAAUACAUUUCUCUCCUCCAAGUCAGCUGCUGGGACUCCUGAGUGGAUGGCUCCAGAAGUUCUUCGUGAUGAGCCAUCGAAUGAGAAGUCUGAUGUUUACAGCUUUGGUAUAAUCUUGUGGGAGCUUGCAACGUUGCAACAGCCAUGGGGCAAUUUGAAUCCAGCACAGGUCGUGGCAGCUGUUGGCUUUAAGGGAAAAAGGCUUGAGAUCCCACGUGAUGUGAAUCCCCAAUUAGCUGCAAUGAUUGAGGCUUGUUGGGCCAAUGAGCCCUGGAAACGGCCUUCUUUCUCCAGUAUUAUGGAUUCUUUGAGGACAAUGCUUAAACCCCCUACUCCUCAACCUGGUCGUCCAAACAUGCCAUUACUCACCUGAAUGGUUGGGAGGCCAAGUUGUUAUUCAUGCACAUACCACAGGAUUUUAUUGGUUUUGAUAUCUAACAGAAUAGCUCUUUUACUUGUCGUAGAGACAAGUUGUAUAUUUUUUAAAUCAGGUUUUGGAACACUGAUUUCCAACGCAAAGCAAGAAUUCUCCAUCUUUGUUCCAAACAAAAUUGUUUUGAGUCGGUGAUAUUGUAAUUUCACCAAGAAAUGUUUAAUUUUUUCCCUUCCAUAAUUUCGUAUGUAAAAAUUAUUCCCAUUGUUUUAGACGCAGUUUAUGAUAAGCAGCUGCGCUGGCGGUGUACACCAACAAUUGUUUGCCCUGUAUUCGUGUAAUGUACUUGAAUCUGUCAUUGCCUUGUUUAGAGAGUUUCCUUGUUUGAAAAAAAGGUCAAUGCAAGGGGACGAAUUGAUUCUUUUGAAAGGAAUUAAGAGUUGUGACUUACGAACACUA